Molecule: messenger RNA, 1426 nt
Organism: Pelobates fuscus (common spadefoot toad)
Lineage: Eukaryota; Metazoa; Chordata; Amphibia; Anura; Pelobatidae
Product: E3 ubiquitin-protein ligase TRIM47-like
Exons: 5
Coding region: 8-1426 (472 amino acids)
Molecular function (GO): protein binding
Source: RefSeq, a predicted model, not a curated record
GACUGACAUGGCCACCGCAGCCCUUCUUUGCUCUGAAUACCUGCGAUGCCCUGUCUGCCUGGACCUGUUUCGGGAGCCAGUCACUAUUCCCUGUGGCCAUACUUUUUGUAUGGGCUGCAUCACCCAGUGCUGGUCAUUGCAGGGAGCACUGACCUCUUGUCCCCAGUGCCGCUGCUCGUUUUGCCCGGAUCCUCAACCCCGUCUCUGUAAGAACAGUAUACUUUCCCAGAUGGUGGAAGACUUCUCGAACACCCACAAAUACAGUGACAAACUUACUAUGUAUCCAGCUGGGAACACGGAGUUACCUAUAAAGAAUGAACAUCAACAUGCAACACCAGAAGCUGAUCUCAGAGAGGGCAGCGUGGACAGUGGAAGUCCAGAAUGUACCAAUCCCUGUGGCUCAUUGCUUAGACAGCGCAGGGCUGUGAGCCAGGCAUUUUCUGACAUGGUGCGAAUUCUGCAGUCCUCCGGGUUCCGACUACUCCAAUUAAUGGACCAAUCAGAGAGCGGGGUUUUGGAACAAGUAGGAAGAGAGGCAGUGGAAGAAGGACUCACUAUGGACACAAGGCACAAUGCCCAGGUAGUACCAGAUGGGCAACAGGAACCACUAAUGUCAUUGGAGUUGGAAAUGUCAAGUGAGGAAGAACAGGUUUGGGAUAGACUUCCUAUGGCUGUCUCCAAAUUUAAAGAGAGUCUGGUCAAGCUAUGUGCCGACCACAUGGGACGAAUGGCGCAGCAAGUGUGGACCACACGUGCCAGCUGUCUACCACCAUCUACAGAACUGUGGAGAAGCCCCUUAAUGCCACUUAUCCCAAGGGUACGGGCCGACUUUCUUCAAUAUCUACAGGACAUCAGUCUGGACCCAGAAACUGCUCAUCACAAUCUAUCUCUGAUGCAAGGGAACCGCAGAGUUUUGUGCAAAUUGCAGCCUCAGGCCUAUCCCGAACACCCUGGACGCUUUGACCACUACACCCAGGUUCUGGGACGGGAGCCAUUAGGCCAAGGCCGACAUUAUUGGGAAGUCCAUCUCUCUGGAAGCCGUGUGAGCUUGGGAGUUUCAUAUCACGGGAUUUCACGUAAAGGGCACCAAAGUCAUUGCCUGGCUGGGAGAAAUUCACAUUCCUGGUGCUUAGAGUGGAGUAGCUCCCGCUGCUGUGCUUGGCAUGAUGGACAGAGAGUUUUGGUUGCAGUAGGCCAGCAAGAGAGACUUGGUGUGUUCCUAGACUGGGAUGCAGGAAGUUUGUCCUUCCAUGAGAUAUCAGAUGAAAUGCCACUGCUCCACCGCUUCCGUGCAUCUUUUAUUCAGCCAGUCUAUCCCAUAUUCUUCAUUAGUUGGAACUCAGCGGUGUCCAUUGGAAUUGAACAUACAACGAAACAAUUUAUAAUGAACAAACGCUUUCAUAGACAGCUCUCUGCAAAUUUUUAA